GAAGCUCUUUCCUCUGGCUCUGCUCAGGGGUGAUGCCCACGGAGCAUCACUUUUCAAGAAUUGGAUCAUGAACAACUUUAUCCUCUUGGAAGAACAGCUAAUCAAGAAAUCUCAACAGAAGAGAAGGACUUCUCCCUCGAACUUUAAAGUCCGCUUCUUUGUUUUAACCAAAGCCAGCCUGGCAUACUUUGAGGAUCGCCAUGGGAAAAAGCGCACGUUGAAGGGCUCCAUUGAACUCUCCCGAAUCAAAUGUGUCGAGAUUGUGAAAAGUGACAUUAGCAUCCCAUGCCAUUAUAAGUACCCGUUUCAGGUCGUGCAUGACAACUACCUCCUGUAUGUGUUUGCUCCAGACCGCGAGAGCCGGCAGCGCUGGGUGCUGGCCCUUAAAGAAGAAACAAGGAACAAUAACACCUUGGUGUCCAAAUAUCAUCCUAAUUUCUGGAUGGAUGGGAGGUGGAGGUGUUGUUCUCAGCUGGAGAAGCUUGCAGUGGGCUGUGCCCACUAUGAUCCGACGAAGAAUGCUUCAAAGAAGCCUCUUCCUCCUACUCCUGAAGACAACAGGCGCUCACUUCAGGAACCUGAAGAAACCCUGGUCAUUGCCUUGUAUGACUACCAGACAAGCGAUCCCCAGGAGCUCGCCCUACAACGCAAUGAGGAGUACUACCUACUGGACAGUUCUGAGAUUCACUGGUGGAGAGUUCAGGACAGAAAUGGGCAUGAAGGAUAUGUACCAAGCAGUUAUCUGGUGAAAAAAUCUCCAAAUAACCUGGAAACCUAUGAAUGGUACAAUAAGAGUAUCAGCCGAGACAAAGCUGAAAAACUUCUUUUGGACACAGGGAAAGAAGGAGCCUUCAUGGUACGAGAUUCCAGGACUCCAGGAACAUACACCCUGUCUGUUUUCACCAAGGCUAUUGUAAGUGAGAACAAUCCCUGUAUAAAGCAUUAUCACAUCAAAGAAACAAAUGACAACCCCAAGCGAUACUAUGUGGCUGAAAAGUAUGUGUUUGAUUCCAUCCCUCUCCUCAUCAAUUAUCACCAACACAAUGGCGGAGGCCUGGUCACUCGACUGCGGUAUCCAGUUUGUUCCAGUAGCCAGAAAGCCCCGGUCACGGCAGGGCUGAGAUAUGGGAAGUGGGUGAUCCAUCCUUCAGAGCUCACUUUUGUACAGGAGAUCGGCAGUGGGCAGUUUGGGUUGGUGCAUCUUGGCUACUGGCUCAACAAGGAUAAGGUGGCCAUCAAAACCAUCCAGGAAGGGGCGAUGUCAGAAGAGGACUUCAUAGAGGAGGCUGAAAUCAUGAUGAAACUCUCUCAUCCCAAACUGGUCCAGCUCUAUGGAGUGUGCCUGGAGCAGGCCCCCAUCUGCCUAGUGUUUGAGUUCAUGGAGCAUGGCUGCCUGUCGGAUUACCUGCGCAGCCAGCGGGGGCUCUUUGCUGCAGAGACGCUGCUGGGCAUGUGCCUGGACGUGUGCGAGGGCAUGACCUACCUGGAAGAGGCGUGUGUCAUCCACAGAGACCUGGCUGCCCGAAAUUGUUUGGUGGGAGAAAACCAAGUUAUCAAGGUGUCCGACUUUGGGAUGACAAGGUUUGUCCUUGAUGAUCAAUAUACCAGUUCCACAGGCACCAAAUUCCCGGUGAAGUGGGCAUCCCCGGAAGUUUUCUCUUUCAGUCGCUAUAGCAGCAAGUCGGAUGUGUGGUCGUUUGGUGUGCUGAUGUGGGAAGUCUUCAGUGAAGGUAAAAUCCCAUAUGAAAACCGAAGCAACUCCGAGGUGGUGGAAGACAUCAGUACUGGAUUUCGGUUAUACAAGCCCCGACUGGCCUCUUCGCUUAUCUACCAGAUCAUGAAUCAUUGCUGGAAAGAGAGACCAGAAGACCGGCCACCCUUCUCUAGACUGUUGGGUCAACUGGCUGAAAUUGCAGAAUCAGGACUUUAGUGGACACUCAGUGCCAGGCCACAGGGGGCAGAUCCUGAAUGGAGGAAGAAUGUUUUUCUUCCAUAGAGCAUUAAAAGCUGCCACCAGCCCAGCACUCUGCAGAUGCAGCCGGGCCUCUGGCUCCAGUCCCUGAGCUGCCACGGAGGCAACAUCCUGACAGAGGCUAGCAGCCAGGCCACAGGCAAGAGGGUCAGCCACAGAGCUGGGAGUCAGGCCAGGACAGUGGUGAUGUCUCUGCCUUCCCUCUAGCUUCUUGUCACAUGUGGCACACAAACCUCAGUCUGACAGCUUUCAGGCAACAUUUCUUGCACUUCUUAGCAAUAGGAAGAGACAGGGAUACAACCCCAGAUUAUUUUUAUUAUCAUUUUAAACAUGUAUCUAAAGUUUAUGGUUUGAGAAACUUUUUAUUUGACCCAACAACACAGUAUCCCAGGAUGUGCAGCCAAGGGGAACAGGAGCA
Galeopterus variegatus (Sunda flying lemur) is the source of this 2390-nucleotide messenger RNA. It is a transcript of the gene ITK, whose product is annotated as IL2-inducible T-cell kinase. Bases 68 to 1930 code for a protein of 620 amino acids. Gene Ontology annotation, molecular function: protein binding; ATP binding; non-membrane spanning protein tyrosine kinase activity. The record is from RefSeq and is a predicted model, not a curated record. NCBI's taxonomy places the organism in Eukaryota, Metazoa, Chordata, Mammalia, Dermoptera, Cynocephalidae. The transcript is spliced from 17 exons. Gene Ontology annotation, biological process: peptidyl-tyrosine autophosphorylation; NK T cell differentiation; B cell receptor signaling pathway.